Molecule: messenger RNA, 2138 nt
Organism: Musca vetustissima
Lineage: Eukaryota; Metazoa; Arthropoda; Insecta; Diptera; Muscidae
Gene: Syp
Product: heterogeneous nuclear ribonucleoprotein R
Exons: 12
Coding region: 24-2102 (692 amino acids)
Cellular component (GO): nucleus; ribonucleoprotein complex
Molecular function (GO): mRNA binding
Source: RefSeq, a predicted model, not a curated record
UUCUUUUGUUUUCUUUUACAGAAAUGGCGGAAGGCAAUGGCGAACUGGUAGAAGAUAUUAAUCAAAAAUCAGAAGAUCGUGGCGAUGGUGAAAGAACAGAGGAUUAUCCAAAACUAUUGGAAUAUGGCUUAGAUAAAAAAGUUGCCGGUAAACUUGAUGAUAUUUAUAAAACAGGUAAACUCGCCCAUGUAGAAUUAGAUGAACGCGCACUGGAUGCGCUCAAAGAGUUUCCGGUUGAUGGUGCCUUGAAUGUAUUAAGUCAGUUCCUUGAAUCAAAUUUGGAACAUGUAUCGAAUAAAUCUGCCUAUUUAUGUGGGGUUAUGAAAACCUAUCGACAAAAGAGUCGAGCCAGUCAACAAGGUGUACCGACACCGGCCACAACAGUGCAAGUUAAGGGACCCGAUGAGGAGAAAAUCAAAAAAAUCUUAGAACGUACCGGUUAUACUUUAGAUGUAACCACGGGCCAGCGCAAAUAUGGUGGACCACCACCCAAUUGGGAUGGUCCUGUGCCAGGUAAUGGUUGCGAGGUAUUUUGUGGGAAAAUACCUAAAGAUAUGUUUGAAGAUGAACUAAUACCUCUGUUCGAAAAUUGUGGCACCAUAUGGGAUUUACGAUUAAUGAUGGAUCCCAUGACCGGUACAAAUCGUGGCUAUGCAUUUGUAACAUUCACCACAAGAGAAGCUGCAUCAAAUGCCGUUAAACAGCUGAAUGAUUAUGAAAUUCGGAAAGGCAAAAAGAUUGGUGUUACGAUAUCAUUUAAUAAUCACCGGCUUUUUGUCGGCAAUAUACCUAAGAAUAGAGAUCAUGAUGAAUUAAUUGAGGAAUUUUCUAAACAUGCACCCGGCCUUAUUGAAGUAAUAAUUUAUAGUUCACCAGACGACAAGAAAAAGAAUCGCGGUUUCUGUUUUCUCGAAUAUGAAUCACACAAAGCCGCUUCAUUAGCUAAACGACGACUUGGCACUGGUCGAACUAAGGUUUGGGGAUGUGAUAUCAUUGUCGAUUGGGCAGAUCCACAAGAGGAGCCUGAUGAACAAACAAUGUCCAAAGUUAAAGUUUUGUAUGUUAGAAACUUAACACAGGAUGUGACAGAGGAUAAAUUAAAGGAACAAUUUGAGCAAUAUGGCAAAGUUGAACGUGUUAAGAAAAUAAAAGACUAUGCUUUUGUGCAUUUUGAGGAUCGUGAUAGCGCUGUUGUGGCAAUGAGAGCUUUAAAUGGCAAAGAAGUUGGUGCUUCUAAUAUGGAGGUAUCUUUGGCAAAACCACCAUCAGAUAAAAAGAAAAAGGAGGAAAUAUUACGUGCACGUGAACGCCGUAUGAUGCAAAUGAUGCAAGGACGUCCUGGUCUUGUAGGCUUUGAAACAAUGUCUCCAUACAGAAAUCUAUCACCAACACAUCCUGGCAUGAUACCCUUAGGUACGCCCAUGCGUUUACCCGGUGCUCCAAGGAUUCCUUUACGCACACCAAUGCCCAGGGACUAUGAUUAUGAAUAUGACUUUUAUGGUUAUUCGGAUUAUCGCGGUGCCUAUCCAGAUUCAUAUUAUGAAGAUUUCUAUCGUACCUAUGAUGGAGAAUAUUUCUUUGAUUAUCCACCGGGCAGUGUGGCGCCAUUGCCACCACCCGGUGCCAUUGGUGGUGGGGGUCCGGUUGCCGGCGCCGCCGGUGGUUUGCCGAGAACAGCACGUACAAAUGUGGGGGUUGGCCGUGGGCGUGGAAUCACGGCGCGUGGCCGAACCGUUGGGCUCCGUGGCAACAUCAAUCGUCAGGGGGCCCCUCAAGCGGCGGUGGUGGCGGCGGCGGUGGCAGCUCAACGGGGGGCCACCGCUCAGGGGGCUCAGCCAGCAAUCGGGGGGGUCCGUGGGGUGGGACAAAUACGUCCCAGCGCUCGUGGCACUCAGCACGCCAAACCGCUACCAAAUUUACCAGUAGUAGUCGGUAAACGUAAAUUCGAUGGAGGUCACCAAAAUCCAGCAGACAUUAAGCGACGUUACCCAGGCGGUUUAAUAGGAAAUGGCGGCAGUUGGGGCAGUUUACCACUACCACAACAACCAUUAGGCACUAAUGGCGAACAAUGGUAUACGGAUACGUUUUCUACAUGGAGUUAAAAAAACGCAAAUUCAAAAUAAAAAAAUAAAAACAAA